Molecule: messenger RNA, 3291 nt
Organism: Cuscuta epithymum
Lineage: Eukaryota; Viridiplantae; Streptophyta; Magnoliopsida; Solanales; Convolvulaceae
Source: the annotation of a GenBank genome assembly
AAGAAAAGGAAAGAAGAAAGAAAGGAGAAAACAAAAAGAAAUUUUCAUGUAAGCAGGCAGCAUCCCUGUUCCUACCCUCCUGGGAACUUGAUAAAAAAAAAUGGUUCAAUUUCACGGCCACAUAAUAGCGGAACUCCUCGAAGACCAAACCGGCGGUUUAGUAGUCCUCUCCGCCGGCCUCGGCCUCCACAAACUGGUUUCUUCUCUCCUCCUCCUCCACCACUCUUCACAGGGCUCCCUCCUCAUCCUCUCCGCCUCUCCUUCCCAGAAACACUCCAUCGUCCUCAAUCUCGAGAUCGCCAUCCAACGCGAAAGCUCUGCCCCCGGCACCAGUGGACUUCCUAUUCUGCCCUCCGAGAUUACCUCCGAUCUUCCCGCGCACCAGCGUCUGUCCCUUUACACUUCGGGCGGAAUCUUCUUCAUCACCUCCCGCAUUCUCAUCGUCGACCUCCUUACUCGCCGUUUACCCACCACCUCAGUCGCCGGAAUCAUCAUCCUCAACGCUCAUUCAAUCUCAGAUACCUCCACCGAAGCGUUUAUUGUUAGAAUCAUCCGUUCGGCAAACCGCUCACUCUAUAUUAGGGCCUUUUCGGACCGCCCACAUGCCAUGGUCUCUGGCUUUGCAAGGGCUGAGCGAACCUUGAAAUGCCUUUUCCUAAGAAAGCUUCAUCUUUGGCCUCGCUUCCAGGUACAUGUUUCACAGGAUUUGGAGAAGGACCCUCCUGAGGUUGUGGACAUUAGAGUUCCAAUGUCCCCGUACAUGAUUGCCAUUCAAAAGGCAGUGCUUGAGGUUAUGGAUGCAUGUUUAAAGGAAAUGAGGAAGACUAAUAAAGUUGAUGUGGAGGACUUGACUGUGGAGAAUGGGCUCUUUAAAUCAUUUGAUGAGAUACUGCGAAGACAGUUGGACCCUAUUUGGCACACGCUAGGGAAGAAGACAAAGCAGCUUGUUUCAGAUUUGAAGACAUUGAGAAAGUUGAUGGAUUACCUUGUUAGGUAUGAUGCUGUAACUUAUUUGAAGUAUCUGGACUCGCUCAGAGCCUCAGAGAGUUUUCGAUCAGUUUGGAUAUUUGCAGAGUCUAGCUACAAGAUUUUUGAGUAUGCUAAGAAGCGAGUUUAUUAUUUUGGGAGGUCAGAUAGUGUACAAUUGGCAGGGCAGUAUCCGAGUAAUGGAACUAAAAAGAGAAAAACUGGCGAUGAGAAGGAUGGAGAUUCAUCAGCAAGUACUAGUGGCAGAGUAGUUUUGCAGGAAGUCUUGGAGGAAGAACCAAAAUGGAAGGUUUUGCGUGAUGUUCUUCUAGAGAUACAAGAAGAAAGAGAAAAGGAAGCUAUUAGUAGAGACGUACUAGCUUCUGAAGAUGAAGGGAUUGACAACAGUGUUGUUUUAGUUGCCUGCAGAGAUGAACGCUCCUGCAUGCUGCUAGAGAGCUGCAUCACAAACUGCCCUCAAAAGGUCAUGAGGAAAGAAUGGGAGAAUUAUCUGCUAAGCAAAGUAGAGCUUCAGGCGUUACCCAAACAGAACAAAAAGAAACCAAAACAACCAAAAGGUUUUGGGGUACUUGAUGGAGUUUUUCUAGCUGCUCCUGUACAAAAGGCAGAAGUUAUUAGUAGCGUAUGUAAACAGGAACACGAUGCGCUACUAGCAAUGGCAUCAGAAAUUGGUAAGAAAGCUAAAAAGGGUACUGCUCAUGAAGAAAAUGCUUCAACUUCGGAUAGUGGAAUGGGAAAAGUAAAGAACAAGAAGAAGACAGAAAUUGGUCAUACAAGUUCCUCUGUUGAUGAAACAUUGCUUCAAAAGGAAGGGAGAACAUCCGAUGCCAAAUCUUUGAACCAGAGUAAACAUCUUCCACGUAUGCACUUUUAUGCACUCGAGAGCAAUCAGCAUAUACUUGACAUAUUGAAGCCUUCUGUCAUUAUUGUAUACCAUCCUGAGAUUGCAUUCGUGAGAGAGAUUGAGAUUUAUAAAGCUGAAAAUCCUUCAAUUAAAGUGAAAGUAUACUUUCUCUUCUAUGAAGAUUCUACUGAGGCCCAAAAGUUUGAGGCAAGCAUACGAAGAGAAAAUGCAGCCUUUGAAUCUUUGAUAAGGCAGAAAUCACUAAUGAUGAUCCCAGUUGAUCAGGAUGGACAUUGUACAGGACUGGAUUCUUCAACUGAUGGGCAAUCCAUACAUUCCCAAAAUCUAAUGACUAGAAAAGCUGGUGGUAAAAAGGAUCCACAGAAGGAAAUGCAAGUAUGUCAAUAUGGAAACUCUCAUGAAAAAGAUUCUCAGGGUUCACAUGGAACAAGGAAUAUUCUAGGGAAAGAAAUCAGGGACGAAAUUUGAGGGGAAAUAAUAAUUUCGUUCAAACUCAAUAGAUAAAUUUUCGGUGAUAGUGGACAUGAGAGAGUUCAUGAGUAGUCUCCCUAAUGUACUCCACCAGAAAGGCAUGCACAUUAUACCGGUGACUUUGGAAGUUGGAGAUUAUAUACUUUCUCCGCUGAUGUGUGUAGAAAGAAAGAGUAUACAAGACCUUUAUGGCAGUUUUGCAUCUGGCCGCCUUUUCCACCAGGUGGAAAUGAUGUCACGGUAUUACCGCAUUCCUGUUCUGCUCAUCGAGUUUUCACAAGACAAGAGCUUUUCAUUUCAGUCUGCUAGUGAAAUUGGAGAUGAUGUGACGCCAAACAACAUUAUAUCGAAGCUAUCUUUGCUUAUUCUUCAUUUUCCACGGCUUCGCAUUGUCUGGUCCCGCAGUUUGCAUGCUACUGCCGAAAUAUUUACCUCUCUUAAAGCUAAUCAGGAUGAGCCAGAUGAGGUCAAGGCAAUUAGAGUUGGUGUUCCUUCAGAAGAUGGUCUUGUUGAAAAUGAUAUCAGAGCAGAGAACUACAACACGUCAGCGGUGGAAUUGUUGAGGCGUCUUCCCGGGGUGACAGAGUCCAACUACAGGGCCAUAAUGGAUGGGUGCAAGUGCUUGGCCGAUCUCUCUCUUCUUCCCAUGGACAGACUUGCUGAGCUCAUGGGCGGCUCGCGACCUGCCAAAACUUUGAGAGAUUUCAUCGAUGCCAAAUAUCCAACUCUGCUUUAGCCCACUCCCCUAUCUAUUCAUUUUGAAAAUUUCAUUUCAUCAUCAACAAACAUGUUUUCAUUUCAUUCUUUAUUUCAAUUGUAACAAUUUAUUUAUAUCUGUAUUAUUUAGAUGUAGAAUCGUAUAUUCUUUAUUCCCAUCAUUAUCCCUAUUUCUUGGGUUUGAGAAUAUGAUGAAGUAAAGCAAGAUGAGUCUCUAAAGUGUGUGAAGUAAUUUUCAUGAUAGGUUAUUU